AUUCCCUGGAUGAUCUGCGAACCGAUGUCCCCGAUGCGGAUACCAUGGUGGCAUCCUUCUUGGCACGAGCCGUCGUGGACGAAGUCUUACCCCCUGCCUUUUUGUCAGACCAAAACAACAGUCGACCAGGAGAUCCAGUCAUUGAAAAGGCCGUCACGUUGCUGAGUCGGGAACAUUGCAACGCCCGUCUAGAAAAGGUCUGGGGACCUGGAGACGGACGUCCCGUGGCGGAGCUGAAACAAGAAAUGGAUCAAUUGCUCCAGGAAUACCUCAUGUCGCGAGAACUGGAUGAAGCGGCACGAUGCGUCAAGGAACUGGGCGCCACACACUUUCAUCACGAAUUAGUCAAACGUGGUGUCAAGAUUGCCAUGGAGUUGGAUGGAAAUGCCGCUCAGAAUGCGGCCGCUCCCCAUGAUUUGAGCAACAUGGAUGCCAUGGCGGCGCUGUUUGCCUUUUUGGUACGGAAUGCUAUUGUGUCGGAAUAUCAGGUCACCAAAGGGGUGGCACGCUUGCAUUCCUUGCUGGAUGAUUUGUCGUUGGAUGUCCCGGCAGCGCCCAAGCUUUUGAAAGAGUUCGAAGUCAUGGCGGAGGAAGGAGGAUGCUUGGUCAAGCCGCGUCCUAAUCCCAAUGGAGGAGUAGCAACUGCCAAUGGCGAAGCACCCAAGAAUGGUGUUGUCGUAGCUGCAGAAGCCUCCUAGAGGAGAGCAACGAACCAAUACGACACGACAUUCUAGAUGACGCAACAAACUUGGUCUGAAAAUUGCAUAUUCCUAUCUGCUGUUUUUGGACGCGACGAUGAUACAUUUUCUGCUGCUUACACUUGGAAGAGUUCCUCCAAUAACGACACCUUUGCACGAGAUAUUACCUUUUGGCAUGCGCUUUCUUUGCCCAGCCUUCUGCACACCUAACUAAAACACGUUGUACAGUACAUGUAGAUUUUAUGCAAGUAACAGGAUCUUCCGUUUCUCAAGACUAGACUACUGCCACCGAACGCCUCUCCUUCGAUGCUCACAAAACACUCUAGCUACGGUAGCUACACGUAACCA
Seminavis robusta is the source of this 1046-nucleotide messenger RNA. The record is from the annotation of a GenBank genome assembly. NCBI's taxonomy places the organism in Eukaryota, Bacillariophyta, Bacillariophyceae, Naviculales, Naviculaceae.